GCCUAGCGAAGGCCUUGGGCCCGGGCCGUGGGCGAGCCGGGUUGAGCCCUUGAGGUGUGGCACUCCGUCCUGAGGCGGCACUGGCGGCUCCUGGACGCUCCUCCCCAUUUUCUUUCCUUUCCCCCCCGUCUUCCCAGUGUGAUUUUCUUGACUCUGUUUUUUGCAAAGAUUGACUUUGCCUCAGCAUCAACAAACUCUUCAUCUGAGAUUGGUUCCUGUGUGUCAUAUGGUUUACAAGUCAGUGGGAAUUAAGGACAGCACAUACGAGCUGAAAGGCCAAAUAAGGAAAUGUAUUCCUUCUCUUGACAGUUCUAAUUUAACUUGGCUAAAGCCAGUUUUUAGGUUGACUUGGGCAGAAAAGUGAAAAGAGAAUGCUCCACUUUAACCGAUGUCCGCAUCUGAAACAAAUAGCCCAGAAAUGUUUUCCCAGUAUACAUGUUAGAACGGAUAAACAUGUGCAGCUGUUUCUUUCAAGAACCCUUGCACUUGCAGAAUUCAGGAAGUCGUGGCACUCAACCCACUCUCUUGUUGGAGACAAAAAUAUUAUCCUGAUGGGACCGCCUGGUGCUGGGAAAACAACAGUAGGCAGAAUAAUAGGUCAGAAACUAGGUUGUUGUGUCAUAGAUGUGGACGAUGAUAUCCUUGAAAAAACCUGGAAUAUGAGUGUGUCUGAAAAAUUACAGGAUGUUGGUAAUGAGCAAUUUUUAGAAGAGGAAGGAAAAGCCGUGUUAAACUUCUCUACAUCUGGAAGUGUGAUUUCCCUUACGGGGUCCAAUCCAAUGCAUGAUGCUAGCAUGUGGCAUCUGAAGAAAAAUGGGAUAAUUGUAUACCUGGAUGUACCUCUAAUAGAUAUAGUCAGCCGCUUAAAAUUAAUGAAAAUUGAUAGGAUCGUAGGUCAGGAUGCUGGAACAUCUAUGAAAGACUUACUUAAGUUUAGAAGACAGUAUUAUAAGAAGUGGUAUGAUACCCGUGUUUUCUGUGAAAGUGGGGCUUCCCCAGAGGAGGUCGCUGACAAAGUGCUCAGUGCAGUCAAACGGUACCAAGAUGUGGACUCAGAAACGUUCGUUUCAACAAGACACAUUUGGCCUAAAGACGAACGGAAGGUUUCAACAAAAUUCUUUAGCGAAGCAGUGAUUGAGGGGUUAGCUUCUGAUGGUGGACUCUUCGUUCCUGAGAAAGAGUUUCCAAAAUUAAACUGUAGGGAGUGGAAAAGCCUCGUAGGAGCAACCUACAUAGAAAGGGCACAAAUCCUGCUGGAAAAGUGUAUACAUCCAGCUGAUGUACCUGCUGCCAGAUUGGGAGAAAUGAUUGAGACUGCUUAUGGGGAAAACUUUGCCUGCUCCAGAAUUGCCCCUGUCCGGCAUCUCUCAGGCAACCAGUUCAUCCUGGAGUUGUUUCACGGACCAACAGGAUCAUUUAAAGAUUUGUCUUUACAGCUUAUGCCUCAUCUUUUUGCACACUGUAUUCCACCAAGUUGCAAUUAUAUGAUACUUGUAGCUACUUCAGGAGACACAGGGAGUGCAGUCUUAAAUGGUUUUAGCCGUAUUAAUAAGAAUGAUAAGCAAAGAAUAGCUGUGGCCACGUUUUUUCCUGAGAACGGAGUAAGUGAUUUUCAAAAAGCACAAAUAAUUGGCAGUCAGAAAGAAAAUGGAUGGGCAGUGGGUGUCAAGUCAGAUUUUGAUUUUUGCCAGACAGCUGUAAAAGGCAUUUUUAGAGAUUCCGAUUUUGCUGGCUUUCUUAUUAUGGAAUAUGGAACAGUCUUAAGUUCAGCUAAUUCCAUAAACUGGGGCCGACUGCUUCCCCAAGUAGUUUAUCAUGCCUCUGCAUAUCUUGAUCUUGUUAGCCAAGGAUUUAUUUCUUUUGGAAGCCCAGUGGAUGUCUGUAUUCCCACAGGAAACUUUGGUAACAUUUUAGCAGCAGUGUAUGCCAAAAUGAUGGGAAUCCCUAUUCGCAAAUUUAUUUGUGCCUCUAAUCAGAACCAUGUUUUGACUGAUUUUAUAAAAACAGGACACUAUGACCUAAGGGAAAGAAAAUUAGCACAGACCUUUUCACCAGCAAUCGAUAUUCUUAAAGCUUCAAACCUGGAACGACAUUUACACUUGAUGGCUGAUAAAAACGGAAAAUUAAUGACAAAAUUGUUUAAUCAACUAGAAGAGCAGCAUCACUUCCAGAUAGAGAAGAUGCUAGUUGAGAAACUCCAGCAGGAUUUUGUAGCCGACUGGUGCUCCGAGGGAGAGUGUCUGGCAGCUAUUCAUUCCACCUACAGUACUUCGGGGUAUAUUCUGGAUCCACACACUGCUGUUGCAAAAGUGGUUGCAGACAGAAUGCAAGACAAAACUUGCCCAGUGAUUGUCUCAUCUACGGCUCAUUACUCGAAGUUUGCACCUGCUAUCAUGCAGGCUUUAAAGAUUAAAGAAAUCAACCAUACCUCCUCAAGUCAGCUUUACUUGCUGAGUUCCUACAAUGCAUUGCCUCCACCGCACGAAGCCUUAUUAGAGAGAACGAAACAGCAAGAGAAGAUGGAGUACCAGGUUUGUGCAGCUGAUGUGAAUGUCAUGAAGAAUCAUGUGGAAAAACUAAUACAAAAUCAAUUCGUAUAAAAAAUUUUUGAGUAAAACUUUUUUUUUUCCUGGUGAUAAGCAUGCCAUAAUAAAUCCCAGACAUUGAUUUGGAGUACAAUAGCAUUUUCCUUUUUUUGGUAAAUAUAGCUACAUGUAGAUCUAUUAUCUUUUGGAAUUUCAAAUAACCUGAUCUCUAUAACUGAACAUUGUACCUGCACAUGCUCCUUAAAACCUUAUAAUCUGGAAGUGACAAAAGGGUAGCAUAGUGCAUGGACCUUUGUGUUGUGCUGUGCUUUGCACUCGUGAGGGAUAUAUCAGUUUCUACGCCCUCAUCCCCACUUUUAAGUGGAUCAGAAUGUCUGGUAUUCAACUUGGCAAUUAGAAUAUGUAAGCGUAGUUGUUAAGUAAUAUAUCUGUAACAGUUACUAGCUUUCUAUUGACUAGAAAGACAAUUUAUUAUUGAAAUGUCUAACUUGUAUGGAAGAAGUAGUAAGUUCAUCUGUUAAGAUAGGGCCCGGGUUUUUACCUCUCUUCCAAGUCCCAUUUUGGACGACAACUAAUUCUGUGUAUCCUACACCAUCCAAGUUAGAUAAGUGCUCCGUCCUUCACUCCCCUUUGGAUGGUUAUAGUUAGGGUGAUGUAUUUUGAAAAUCAAGACCCAUGAUUUAAAUCUAGGAUGUAAUAACAUAACUAGUUAGUAGUGGAUAUAGAAGUAAAAUUAUCUAUUUCAUGAGAAAAGUUUUCCAAAAUUCAGAGUAUUUCAAUAGUCUUAAUAGAAUAUAUUUAUAGUUAUAGGUAGCAGUGUUUCUGUAUUAGAGUCCAUUCCUAUAUAAUUCAUCUGUUGUCUCUCCGAUGAACAUUGUCUUUUUUGACAACUGAAGUCACACACAAUUGAAAACACACAUAUCUAGCUUUUCUUUCUUUGUAGUAACAAUAAUUUUAACCAUGACUUACAUUUGUGAAUUUAGUGGAUAUUUUAUUUCUGAAUUAAAGAUUGUUACUGAAAGGAUCUGUAGUGUAAUGGACUACUCUCAACCACAAGAUGGCAUUCCUGACAUAAUUUGUCUUUGCUGAUAAUAUUCUGCCUCAUUUUCUAAGAUCUACCUCCAUGAGGAAACAUAUUAAAAGUUGUAAAGAAAAAAAUUUAAUAGUUUAAUGAGUAGAAACAAUUUGUUUAAAAAAUACUAAAAAUCAAACCAAUGUUGUGUUAACAUUGGAUGUCUGGCUUGGCUUCUACCAAGUAAGUUCUAAAACCAAAAAUUGAAAACCAGAAGCAGGGACAAGAAAAUAAUGGAGGAUUCAAAGUUCAGUUAUUCACAUAUUUUUUUCUUUUGCUUUUAAGAAUAUCUGUUUAAGUAGAUGACAUAUUUAAAAAAUAGAACAACGAACAGCUAAGUGUUCACUGUAUGAGAAUGCACUAUUCUUCUGAAAGGGGGAGCAACGGUGCUUAAAAAAAAAAAAAAAA
Messenger RNA from Callorhinus ursinus (northern fur seal), 4026 nucleotides. RefSeq names its product threonine synthase like 1 (gene THNSL1). The record is from RefSeq and is a predicted model, not a curated record. NCBI's taxonomy places the organism in Eukaryota, Metazoa, Chordata, Mammalia, Carnivora, Otariidae. Gene Ontology annotation, cellular component: cytoplasm.